AAAGAGAGGAGGAAGAACAGAUGAUAAUUGAGGAAGUGAUGCACGGUAGAGAGAAGGAGAUAGGAAUGGAUGACGAUGGAGAGGAAGGAGGGAAAAUAGGGAGGAGAGGAGGAUUUAACGAAGGAGAGGAGGCGGAACACGAAGAAAGACGUGACGAAGAAGGAGAAGAAGAAGAAGAUGAAAAGGAAGGAGAAACACCGAUUAACGCAUCAACGCAUCUCCCGGAGGAAUACGAAGACGAAAGAGAAUAUGACGAAGGCGAUUACGAAGAAGAAGAAGAAGAAGAAGGAGAAAAGGAUUUAGAAAAAGCGAGAAAUUCAGCCACCCGGUUCUCAGACUCAAAGAAAACGGGAACGCCGAAGGGAAUAGAAAACGGAGAUGAACUGGCUGACUGUGAGUGCAGUUCAACCAGACAAGUCUUCACGAAUUUUACAAUGACAGGUCGUGACUGGCGGAUCCUCCAGGACUUCGCCAGGGACGUCGGGAUGUCACUGCUGUUUGACAUCAACCAGUUCCACCGUCGAGAGGGAGACGGGCCUUGGGAUCCAGCGAACGCCAGGCUGAUAGUGCGAGACGUCGAGGAGGAGAGGGGAGCGGGGGACAUCCUGUGGCAGCUCGGGAAUGAACCGAAUGCAUACAACCACAAGUUUUCGGUGAGUAUUCCUCCGACCCAGACAGCCGAGGAUUACCUUCGUCUGCGUCAGGAGCUGGAGGGGCGCUUCCCUCACGCCGGCGUCGUGGGCCCUGACGUCACCAGACCGAAGAAGAUGAACAGGAAGUUGGCGGUAAAGAUGUCCUCCAUGGAUUAUCUUGGGUCGUUCUUGUCAACGGUGAAGAUAAACCUGACAGCUAUUACGUGGCAUCAGUAUUACGUAAACGGACGCACAGCAACACUAGAGAAGUUUUUAUCCCCUGAGGUUUUCGAGCAGUUGGUGUGGCAGGUGGAUGAGGUGGUGCGCGUCAGGGACCAGCUGUCGCCGGGCACCCCUGUGUGGCUCACCGAAACCAGCUCGGCCUGGGGGGGAGGCGCCCCCGGUCUCAGCAACGCCUUCGUCGGGGGGUUCCUGUGGCUGGAUAAACUUGGGGUGGCGGCGCGCGGGGGCAUCGGUCUCGUCGCUCGCCAAACCCUCUAUGAUGGGUGUUACGCGCUUCUGGAUCAGGAUCUAAACCCUUAUCCUGAUUAUUGGUUAUCAGUCUUGUACAAGAGGAUCGUCGGUGGUCGAGUCCUUGACCUGACUCUCCACGACGCUCCGAAAACCGUUCGACUUUAUGCACACUGUUAUAACGAGGAGGAAAAGGACCACUUGCCAGGCGCUGUUGUUAUUUACGGGGAGAACCUCGGCGCGUUUUCUGUGGCCGUCGCUCUUCAGGGGAGACUCAACGCGUCGCCUGUUCUGCGCUAUCUUCUCGAGGCGCCGAAAGGAGAACUUAGGUCGAGGGUCGUCAUGCUGAAUGGCCAGGGACUGCGUGUGACGUCAUCGAACGAAUUACCCACAAUGCCCCCGGUCGCUGCCUCAGGGGGGGAGUUAGUUCUGCCGCCCACGUCCCUCGGGUUUUGGGUGCUGCCUCACGCCCACCUGCCUGCUUGUCUCUGAGCAGUUUUAGGAGCUGGGUGAGAGCUUAGAUUAAAAAAAUAUAUAUAUAAGUAAAUAGAUUAAAUGAAUAAAUAAAUAGAUAAAUAAAUAAAUAGAUAAAUAAAUAGGUAGAUAGAUAAAUCAAUCAAUAAAUAAAAGAUAAAACGUGGAAAGGGUGUUGGUGUAGUUUAUAUGUUGUUGUUUUUCUACAUCUUUUUAUGUAAGAAUAUGUCGAAAUACAGUCCAUGUUGCUGUUUAUAUUAUUUUUCAUUAUUUAUCCUGAUUAUUUCGAAUAUGAUUUUUAUGUCCGAUAAAUAUAUUUUCUUAAAGGAAGGUAAUGAAU
Molecule: messenger RNA, 1917 nt
Organism: Penaeus indicus
Lineage: Eukaryota; Metazoa; Arthropoda; Malacostraca; Decapoda; Penaeidae
Product: heparanase-like
Exons: 9
Coding region: 21-1595 (524 amino acids)
Cellular component (GO): extracellular matrix; membrane
Molecular function (GO): hydrolase activity, acting on glycosyl bonds
Source: RefSeq, a predicted model, not a curated record